This is a messenger RNA of Hippoglossus stenolepis (Pacific halibut), 1060 nucleotides long. RefSeq lists its product as uncharacterized. The record is from RefSeq and is a predicted model, not a curated record. The coding region runs from base 319 to 1002 and encodes 227 amino acids. Gene Ontology annotation, molecular function: DNA binding. NCBI's taxonomy places the organism in Eukaryota, Metazoa, Chordata, Actinopteri, Pleuronectiformes, Pleuronectidae. Gene Ontology annotation, cellular component: transcription regulator complex; nucleus. The transcript has 2 exons. Gene Ontology annotation, biological process: regulation of transcription by RNA polymerase II.
ACGGCACGGCACGGCACGGCUCUGCUGCGCCGCUUGUGCAGCACGGCUCUGCGGAGGAGGAAGCGCUGGUCUGCUGCGCCGAGCCUCUGUCGGUCGUCAGGCUGCGAUCACAUAGCGAAGAAAAGGCAAAGUGAAAAGCGUCUGGAUGUGUCGUUGUCGCGGGGGCGGCGGCCCCGCGGUGUCCCGGGUCAACAUGUCAGUGUCAGAGACCCCAGAGCCGCACAGGCUGCACAGGGUCACGGACAAACUCAUCACGAGGCGUCAACUUCAGAUAAAUGAGUUUAUCUGCCUGAGGAGUGCAAAAGAAAAUGGAAGAACAUGAGAGACCGCUACUUGAAGGAAGUCCGAAUGGAGAUCAAAAGCAAGAAGCAAGGGGAGGUCGUGCAGAGCCGGUGGAAAUACAGACAACUGAUGAAUUUUAUCGCACCCUUCACUGGGUCAAGAAGCGGCGUGGCAGACAUCUGCGGCAACGAAGAUGACGACCACGACAACCCUGACAACGAAUCUGGCAGCGUGGAGGGGGAAAGCGUGUCAUCUGAGGUGGUCAAGGCGCCGCAGUCGAUCAUGAAGGCCCCUGUGAGCCAACCUGACCUCAAGCCCCAGUUGGCGUUUGUGACGCAGGUUCCUUCAAUGUCCCAGGACACGCAGAUGGCGCAGCUGGCUGUUAUGGCCAAGCUGCCGUCAACCUCUCAGAUCACACCCAUUAGCAAGACCGGGCGGAAACGGCGCCUGAUUCAAGAGUCACUUUCGUUGCCUUCCUCUCAAAGUAUACAGUCCCCGACAAAAUGGCUGGUCAAAGACAAUGGCGCCUCAUUUCCCACCAGGCCCCGGGAUGAGGAUGAACUAUUUCUGCUGAGCUUUGUUCCUGCUCUCAAGCGACUCGCUCCACAGAAAAGGUGCGAGACAAAAAUAAAGAUCCAGCAGAUUAUGUACGAGGCCGAGUUCAACGUGACGCAGUCAGAGUCCCAAGAGAAACACACAAAGCAAGAAACACAAGACUGAACCAAACCAACUUUUUUGUACUUUAUUCUGUUUUCUAUAAACUUCUUCCACAGAAUGA